Molecule: messenger RNA, 2426 nt
Organism: Rubroshorea leprosula
Lineage: Eukaryota; Viridiplantae; Streptophyta; Magnoliopsida; Malvales; Dipterocarpaceae
Source: the annotation of a GenBank genome assembly
AACUCAAAGAAGUAGCUUAGGGUUUUGAUAUUUCCCUGAUAAAGCAACAGUCUUUUUUAAUUCUCUGUAUUUGUAUACCUGUAAAUUCUUCCGCUUCUUCUUCUCCUUCAACCAUGGCUGUUGAUGUUUCCAGCGACAAAAAAGGACGACAAUCGGAGGAUUCUGUAAAAUUGCAUUCAAGCCCUUGAAUUUUAGGCACUUUUUUCACUUACCCUUUUGCUUGCACGUGGUGGGUUGAUCAACGUCCACGUCAUUUCCUCCGUUGAAUUCCAGAGCCAGAGGAAGUAGGAGAAAAGGAAACUAAUAACGUCGCUCCUUCUGGUUGUUGCUCUCUAUAUGAUUUCAAGUUCGUAGAGAAGAGAAGAUUGGCGUUGAGAAGGGAAAAGGGUGAACAAAAAUGAGAAAAAUUUCAUCAAUCUCUUCACUUUUCAAUCUAGUCUUGGUUCGUCGAAGUUUUUCAGACAAAAUUCACUUAAUUUCGAUUCGUUCUUACUCGGAUCAGCUGUCUUCCCCGAAGCCUCCAGGAAGAUGAGAGAAGAAGAAGAAGAAGAAAAUGUUGAGCCCAUGUUUGUAUGAAGGGCAGCAAACUUGCAGGUCCUCUGCCACAAUACAGAAACUUGGUUGAGCAAGGACGGCUGCAGAAUGAUCCUUAUCAAGAAAAGGUUGCUUUGGCAUUGCAAAAUCUGCUUCAGAGGUUGGAACAGUAUGAAAAAGAUAUGCAGGAAUACCAUAUAAAGCUAGCCAAUUGGGAGAAAAAAAGGGAGGAUGAGCGGCGGAGGCUUUUAAUGGAGGAAGCUGAACUCAAACAGCAAGGUGACUUUUGGACGUCAGUAAAUAAGAGGAGGAUUGAACUGUUAGGAAGAUGGACGUUCAGGAGAAAUGUUGAUGUUGAACCUGGGGUUGGUAAGUGGGUUACCUAUCUCAAUCGAGAAAAGAAGUUGGAUUCACUUGUUGGUCGGCGUCCUACUGCACCUCCUGCCCCAAAAGGACUAUAUAUUUAUGGCAAUGUUGGAAGUGGGAAAACAAUGCUUAUGGAUAUGUUUUAUGGUGCCACUGAAGGGAUUAUUAAGCAUAGAAGAAGGUUGCACUUCCAUGAGGCUAUGUUAAAAAUAAAUGAAGAGAUGCAUAGAUUGUGGAAGAAUCAAGUUGAGGAAAAGUCUUUACAGUCAAGCAUAUCUAGCUGGAUUAUGAAUCUCCCAGUUGAUAUGAAAGUUAAAGAAUGGUUAGCUGCAGAAGAAAGAUAUAAACAAGAGGUUCAGAUGAAAAAUAUUCUUCCUGAAGUAGCAGAUAAGUUUCUAGUUGACUGGAAAGCAGGUCAAAGAGGAGCAAGCAUUCUUUGCUUUGAUGAGAUACAGACUGUUGAUGUUUUUGCUAUUGUGGCCUUAUCUGGAAUUCUAAGCAGAUUACUGAGCAAUGGAACUGUUCUUAUUGCCACCAGUAAUCGAGCACCUAAGGAUUUAAAUCAGGAUGGUAUGCAGCGAGAGAUCUUCCAAAAAUUUAUAGCCAAGUUGGAGAAACACUGUGAGGUAGUUCUGGUUGGAAGUGAGAUUGAUUAUCGGCGCCUAAUAGCACAAAGGUCUGUAGACCAGGUCCAUUAUUUUUGGCCCUUGGAUGGCAUUACCCUGAAGGAGUUUGAGAAAACAUGGUGUCAGGUUACAGACCAAUCUGGAGGGCAGAUCACAUCAAAUACAAUACCGGUGAUGUUUGGGAGGACUUUGGAGGUUCCUGAGAGCUGCAAUGGAGUAGCACGAUUCACAUUUGACUAUCUAUGUGGUCAGCCGGUAGGUGCCGCUGAUUAUAUUGCAGUGGCAAAAAAUUAUCACACUGUUUUCAUCUCUGAUAUUCCUGUGAUGAGUAUGCGAAUUCGUGAUAAGGCACGUAGGUUUAUCACCCUUGUCGAUGAACUAUACAACCAUCAUUGCCGCCUAUUUUGUUCUGCAGCUUCAUCUAUUGAUAAUUUGUUUCAAGGAACUGAAGAGGGUACACUUUUUGAUUUGGAAAGUUUCCAGUUUGAAACAGAGACAGAAGGUUCAAAACUUCGCCGAAAUGUUCUGGCUGAGGGAAGUGUGAGUACUGGAGGUGCACCUGCUGGUAUUGUAUCCAUGCUGUCUGGUCAGGAAGAGAUGUUUGCCUUCCGCUGAGCAGUCUUCCGUUUGAUUGAAAUGCAGACACCAUUGUACCUGGAGGGAGUUGGUUUUCUUCAUCCUUAUUUCCAAAGGCAGCGCCAGGAAUUUGGGAAUGAUCAUUCAAACACCUUACAGUCUCCAGCAUCCUUGUAAGAAACAAAUUUGUUGUAAUUGCAGUACCUUACAUCUUAUUCCAUCAUAAUUUACGGGUGUCAUUCAUUCUCUUGAAAAUAAAAUCCAGAAAACAACAUAUCCAUUAAGAAUUAUAUCAAUAAACAGUAAUAAUAUUUUUGGUAGCGA